CAGACUCUUCUAAAAGGAAAUCCUCACGGUGGUGCCAGGAUAUCGACUGCUGGUUGCUGGGGCAUUUCUUAGGGCCGUCCCAUCUGGAGCAUAUUCAUCCGUCUUCUCUGCCCAAACAGCGUCAACUGGCUUCAGCGCUAGAGUUGUUGUUUAUUGGCUCUUGAUUUAUCGUAAAAUGGCCUUGACAAUGAAAACAUUCAUAGCGCUGUGCGGCUGCCUCUCGACGCUGACGCUGGUAACACUAUGGGUUCUGCACAACCGCCACCCCAACUUCGAUGGUCUCGUCUGGGUUGGCCUGCGGAAAGAGUGGUUUCCCAAACUCAGAACGAGUCUACGCUACAAGCGUGAGGGGUUACGGAUCGUCGAUGACGGGUAUCGAAAGUUCAGCAAGCAUGGAAAACCCUUCGUCACCCCGUUAUCAACAACCAAACCCAUGGUGGUUGUGCCGCCGUCUGAUAUCGAAUGGCUAGCGAAACGACCCAGAUCGGACGUCCUGCCGCCUCAGAUGGUCCUCCACCCGGAGCUGGUGCACUACUACUUUCCAAAGAUGCCCGCUGGGGAGUUCACGCACAUGCCGACAAUCAACGUCGACCUGAAGAAGAUCACGCCGGAGAUCAUCUGGCGACAAGUCAGCGAAAGCGUGCCCGUUAGCUUCGACGCCGGCGUGUCCAUUGACAAGGCACGCGGCGGCGACGAGGACGACGACUGGCAGACCAGAAACCUGUUCGAAAUCUUGGGUGGCAUUGUCGGCCGCGUCUCUGUUGGCAUCUUCCUGUCCAAGAGACUCGCUCGCGAUUCGACCUUUAUCGAAACCAUCAUCAUGUACGGGUUGACGUUCAACAGCUUCCCGUACCAGCUCCACGAUGCCAUUCCCAAGCCCCUCCGGCGUUUCUACGUGCCCUUGAUCGCGGCCCCGUCGCGGUACUACCUGCAUAAGCUCCACAGGUGGCUGCUGCCGCUCAUCCAGCAGCACCUCGAUGGCGAAGAGGCCGACGAGGAUCGAGACACCGUGCUGUACCACCACGUCAAAUGGGCGCAGAAGUCGGCCGACCCGCAAGACCGGGAUCCCAGGGUCAUCAUAUCACGCCUGGUGUUGAUGAUCGCCGCACUUGCGCUCCCAACCCUCUACCAGAGCCUGAGCGACUCCGUGACCAACCUGACGCGGCAGUCCCCGGACGGUGAGGACUGCUUUCAAGCGGUCCUUCGACGGGAAGUAGACGAGCUCCUGGCAGAGGCAUCGGAGGAUAUUCCGCCCAAGGGGUACGCUCUGCGCCUCGUCCACAUGAACUCCUUUCUGAAGGAGACACUACGCUACCACACGUUCAACGGGUUUGGUCUGGGCCUGAACCGGGAGGUGGUGGCAGAGAAGGGCCUGACGCUGCCAUCCGCCAAGGACGGCCCGAUACUUCCCAAGGGCACAUGGUUGAGCGCGGCGUACGACGCCAUACAUCGCGAUCCGGAGAACUACGAGGCGCCGGACGAGUUCAUGCCAUGGCGCUUCGUGUCCCCGAGCGGUGACAACACGGCCGACGUGACGGAUACAAGCGACACGUGGCUGCCCUUCGGCAGGGGGAGAGAUACGUGUCCCGGGCGGUUCUUUGCCGCGGAUUACAUGAGGUUGGUCAUGUUGUAUCUCGUACAGAACUUCGACGUUCGUGCGCCGGGUAAACUGCCAAAGGGAUCGGCCCCGUCGAUUGAUAUCAGACCCCGGGGGGCACGAUAGCGACAGUUCAAGUGUGGAACUGGGCGGUAGACAUUUUCACCAGGGACAGCUCUCUUAGGCUUAAAUUUGGGUUAAGAAGGACAAAUAGACCUACGAUAAUGUACCGACACGCUUACUACAUAAACUUCACUCACAUAGUCAUCUUCGGACGGCACUUGUGCUUUUUGUUCCAUAUAUCAUGGGCUCUACUGAAAGUAAAAAAGGACGUUUCUCCAUUGUUUCUACUUGUCUUUUUUGACCAUCAC
Colletotrichum destructivum is the source of this 1968-nucleotide messenger RNA. RefSeq names its product Putative cytochrome P450. Gene Ontology annotation, molecular function: monooxygenase activity; oxidoreductase activity, acting on paired donors, with incorporation or reduction of molecular oxygen; heme binding. NCBI's taxonomy places the organism in Eukaryota, Fungi, Ascomycota, Sordariomycetes, Glomerellales, Glomerellaceae. The transcript has 2 exons. The coding region runs from base 176 to 1723 and encodes 515 amino acids. The record is from RefSeq and is a predicted model, not a curated record.